AUGUCUGUCAUAAGAGACAUUCGAAACAUCUUUUCCUCUUCGUACGGCGCCCACCGGCCCGACUUCUUCUUCUGGUACCCGAAGAACACACCGAUCAGCGAGAAGAAGCUCCUCUUCAAGAUCGACUUCUUCAUCCUGACAUACGGAUGUCUCUCCUACCUGGCAAAAUGGCUGGACCAGUCUGCCCUGAGCAAUGCCUUUGUCAGCGGCAUGCGCGAGGACCUCGAGAUGUUCGGGACCGAGUUCAACACGGCGCAGACCAUGUUCCUGGUCGGCCAGAUCAUCGGCCCCAUCCCGUCCAACAUCUUCUUGACCUGGUUCCCUCCGCGAUACUACCUUCCUGGCAUGGAGUUCAUGUGGGGUGUGUUGACCAUCGCGUCCUACAGCAUAAAGAACAUCCCGACUCUUUAUGCUCUCCGUUUUCUGACCGGCCUCUGCACCGGAAGUAGCUUUGUUGGCAUUCAGUAUAUUCUGGGAUCGUGGUACAAGCGAACAGAGCUGGGCAAGAGAACGGCCAUCUUUGCAUGUGCUGCAUAUGUCGGCACUAUGUUCAGUGGAUACAUCCAGUCGGGUGUCUUGAAGAGCCUGAACGGCAGAAACGGCCUCCAAGCCUGGAGAUGGGUGUUCAUCAUUGACGGCCUCAUCACGGUUGUCAUCGCCGCUUACGGAGUCAUCUUCUUCCCAGACACGCCGCACAAGACCAAGGCCUUCUAUUUCUCUGAUGAGGAAAAGCGCCGUUGUGUCGAGCGUCUGCAGGAGGACAACCGAGAGGAGACGAGCAAAUUCGACUGGAGUUUAUUUCCUCGAACGCUCAAGACUUGGCAUCUCUACGUCUUUGUCGUUCUAUUCAUGCUUUGGCAAUCGACUCCUGGAAUCGUAGGAAAUAAUGUCUUCCAACUGUACCUGAAAAACGACCCCAACCGGAAAUGGAGCGUUUAUGAUGUGAACAACAUCCCCACGUCAAUCAACGGCAUGAACAUCAUCAUGUUGCUGGCACUGAACACAUAUGUCGACGCCACCGGCCGCCGCAUGGUAGCCGUGGCGAUCAACCUAUGCGUCCAGAUCUUUGGCACCAUCUGCCUCAUCAUCUGGGAUAUUCCCUUUGGUCUGCACGUCUUUGCCUACAUGACCGCCGCGUGUGACGGGCCCUUGUCGCCGAUCUACUUUUCGUGGGCCAACAUCUUGACCGCCGGAGACACCCAGGUCCGCGCCGUCACUCUGGCCUGCAUGAACGCCUUCGGUUCCGCGAUGGGCGCGAUCAUCCAGCAGUUCGCCUAUCCGGUCACGACCGCCCCCAAGUUCCACAAGGGUUUCUGCGUCAGCCUGGGUACUCUGGCGUUCGCGUUCUUCUGGACGUCCAUGAUUCGUGUCCUGGAGAUGCGCGAGGUUCGGAAGCAGGACCAGGAGCUGGCGAUGAUCACGGACGCUGCUGCUGCUGAUAAGGUAGCUGACGACAAAGAUCCCGUGGACGUGACUGCUGACCAGAAGUCCACGCUCCCUGGCACGGACACAAGCGCAAUUAGACUUCAUAUUCGACCACUCGAGGACCCUAAUCUCACCGCCACUACCGUCCUGACAUCGACUGGACCCCCAGCAGCAGCCCCAUUAGCCAUGUCGGUGACGCAGACAACGGCGGCCCCACAGGUCACGCAGCUCCGCCUGUCCUCGGGGAACGGCCCCGUGUUCCGCACGGUCCUCAAGACCCCGCUCCGGGACGCGGACCCCUCAGAGAUCCCCGUCAUCGACGUCUCGGGCAUCUUCAGCGACCGGCUCGAGGACCGGCUCGCCGUCGCGCGCGCCGUGCACGACGCCGCCGCCAACAUCGGCUUCUUCUACAUCAAGAACCACGGCGUGCCGGCGGACGUGACCGACGCCGCCCACGCGGCCUCGCUCGACUUCUUCCGGCAGCCGGCCGAGGCCAAGCUGCGCGCCGAUUCGGAGCUCUCGCGCUUCAUCAACGGGUACAAGGGCCCGCGGACGCAGCGUAUCAACCCGACCGAGUCCGUGGACGUGCGCGAGACCUUCUCGUGGCGGUACGACCCGUCGCUCGACCCGGCGGCGGCCGACGCGGCCGCCAUCCCGCCCGAGAUCGCGGCGCAUCUGAAGUACGAGGACUUCCCCUGGCGGGCGACGGACAACCUGCCGCACUUCCGGGAGGCGCUGGUCCGGUACUGGCAGGCGUGCCUGGGCUUGGGGCGGGCGCUGGUGCGCACGUUCGCGCUGUCGCUGUCGCUGCCCGAGGACGCGUGGGACGCCAAGUUCUCGCACCCGGACGCGGCGUUCGCGAUCAACUACUACCCGCCCAUCGACGUGCCUCCCGCGGACAAGGAGGGAGAGGACGGCACGCAGGAGGUGUCGAUAGGGUCUCACACGGAUUUCCAAUUGUUUACUGUGCUGUGGCAGGACAUGAACGGCGGGCUGCAGGUGCUGAACAAGCAGGGGCAGUGGAUUCGGGCGACGCCGAUCCCGGGGACGUUCGUGGUCAACAUCGCCGACUACCUGCAGCGGAUCACGAACGACAAGUACGUGAGCACGGUGCACAGGGUGCAGAACAGGAGCGGCAAGGAGCGGAUCAGUAUGCCGUUCUUCUUCGGCUUCAAUCUCAACGAGAGCUGCGGCGUGCUCGACAGCUGCGUGGGCGAGGGCGAGGUCAAGAAGUACGAGGAGAUCAGCUGCCAGGACUGGGUGCAGAAGCGGGCGGAGGAGAUGCACAAGACGGAUGGAGAGGGCCAGAAAAGUUAA
Molecule: messenger RNA, 2742 nt
Organism: Thyridium curvatum
Lineage: Eukaryota; Fungi; Ascomycota; Sordariomycetes; Thyridiales; Thyridiaceae
Exons: 7
Coding region: 1-2742 (913 amino acids)
Biological process (GO): transmembrane transport
Cellular component (GO): membrane
Molecular function (GO): transmembrane transporter activity
Source: RefSeq, a predicted model, not a curated record